CCUUAUAUCCCAUUGACCGAUAAGAACAUUUUGCGGCUAUGCUCCCGCCUUUACCGCUUUCCCAAAUCAUCUCACCGCUCAUACCAACUAGUCCCGUCACUAGGCAGCACGUGUCACUCAAUCAAGGAGACCUCUCGGAAACGCACGAGUAGAGCUCUGUCUCCCUGCUUACCUCUCCAGCUCCCUGCCAGCACCUCCUCCAGCAUCGAUCGCAUACGAGCUCGGACCCGUAUUAUAAAAGAUCGCAGGUUUCCUCCCCGCCAGCUAAGCUCAAGAACAUCGGAGCUAUCACCUGAACUACCCAGCGAUAUCAAUUGGGACAAUCAGUGGAACCAGGAAAACAACUCUACUAUGGCAGCAACAACGUCAACAACCAAAAAACGACGCGCAUCUAGCAAUAGCAAAGACAAAUCUCUAUCUAAAGUACAAAAGAAAGACACUGCAAGCACAACAUUAUCAAAAGCAACAAGCAAUAAAAAGGUACUACAGAAACCAAGCAAGAAAACAACAAAGACAACAACAGCAGCAGCAGCAGCAGCAGCGUCAAAGAAGUCAAUACCCGCAAAAGAUCCUAAGCCUAUAAAGAACAAGAAAGUUAACGUCCCCUCCAAGACUACAAGCAUUAAAAAAGAGGAGGACAAAGAUAAGCUGGUCAAUUGCAAAAACACGUCUAAAGACCCUAUUGUUAUUGACGACGACGACGACGACGAAAAGUCUAACCUUGCCGCUCAAAUCCUUGCCCUAGAACAAGAAAACGCAACUCUAAAAACCAACCUCAAAACCGCAAAAGAGAGAACAAGUUUACAAAAGGAAUACAAUACCUUAUUACAGACUUAUAAAAAGCUACAAGCAUUACACAAUACAACGGAGCAGGAGUUAGCAAAGGAGCGCAAGAAGCAACUACCUCCUUCACUAACAAGUACACAAGGAAGUAGUAACACAGCAGAAGCAGAAGCAGAAGAUUUAGAAUCAAAGAUGCAAACACUACAAAGGAAUUACCUAGCUAUAAGGCCAGACUUUGAUACGUUACAGCACAUGGCAAGGCAGGUAAUACUUAUAAGCCAAAAUAUGCCGCUUUUAAGUCUAGGAGAGUUUGGGACAAAGUUAAAGGAUUUGAAGACUUGUAUGGAGGAGUUGGAAAGGAAGAAGAGGGGUGGUGGUGGUUGA
Molecule: messenger RNA, 1167 nt
Organism: Periconia digitata
Lineage: Eukaryota; Fungi; Ascomycota; Dothideomycetes; Pleosporales; Periconiaceae
Source: the annotation of a GenBank genome assembly